Molecule: messenger RNA, 2754 nt
Organism: Octodon degus (degu)
Lineage: Eukaryota; Metazoa; Chordata; Mammalia; Rodentia; Octodontidae
Gene: Jakmip3
Product: Janus kinase and microtubule interacting protein 3
Exons: 22
Coding region: 198-2732 (844 amino acids)
Molecular function (GO): microtubule binding; kinase binding
Source: RefSeq, a predicted model, not a curated record
GAGCCUGCUCGCGGGGAGCCUCGGUGAGCUGCAGCCGGCCGUCCUCCGGGCCGGCGCUCCAGCAGCCGGGCGGGCAGGUGACUGAGAAAAUGUAGCAGAUCAACAGCUGAGGCAACACCUGCCGGGAGCUUGGAGUGGACACCCCCGCCCAGACAGAGCAUCUGCCCCGGGUGUCCCUCUGGCCAUCCAGCCUCACCAUGUCAAAGAAGGGCGCAGGCAGCCGGGCCAAAGGAGACAAGGCGGAGGCUCUCGCUGCGCUGCAGGCCGCCAACGAGGAGCUGCGCGCCAAGCUCACGGACAUCCAGAUCGAGCUGCAGCAGGAGAAGAGCAAGGUCAGCAGAGUGGAGCGGGAGAAGAGCCAGGAGCUGAGGCAGGCGCGCGAACACGAGCAGCGCAAGCACGCGGUCCUGGUCACAGAGCUCAAGACCAAGCUGCACGAGGAGAAAAUGAAGGAGCUGCAGGCUGUGCGCGAGGCGCUGCUGCGGCAGCACGAGGCUGAGCUCCUGAGGGUCAUCAAGAUCAAGGAUAACGAGAACCAGCGGCUGCAGGCGCUGCUCAACACCAUGCGCGACGGCGCGCCCGACAAGGUCAAGACGGUGCUCCUGUGUGAGGCCAAGGAGGAGGCCAAGAAGGGAUUCGAGGUGGAGAAAGUCAAAAUGCAGCAAGAGAUCACCGAGCUCAAGGGGGCCAAGAAGCAGGUAGAGGAGGCGCUGACGAUGGUGAUCCAGGCAGACAAGAUCAAGGCUGCGGAAAUCCGGAGCGUGUACCACUUGCACCAGGAGGAGAUCAGCCGCAUCAAGAAGGAGUGUGAGCGGGAGAUCCGCAGGCUGAUGGAGGAGAUAAAAUUUAAAGACAGAGCAGUCUUCGUGCUGGAGAGAGAGUUAGGGGCUCAAGCCGGGCAUGCUCAAAGACUGCAGCUUCAGAAAGAGGCUCUAGAUGAGCAGCUUUCGCAGGCCAGAGAGGCUGAGCGGCACCCAGGCAGCCCCAGACGAGAACUUCCUUAUGCAAGCGGUGCAGGAGACGCCUCAGACCACUCAGGAAGCCCUGAACAGCAGUUGGAUGAAAAAGAUGCCCGGCGCUUCCAACUUAAAAUCGCCGAGUUAAGUGCCAUCAUUCGUAAACUGGAGGACCGUAAUGCCUUGCUGUCAGAAGAAAGGAAUGAGCUGUUAAAGCGUUUAAGAGAAGCUGAAAGUCAAUACAAGCCACUGCUGGAUAAAAACAAACGCCUUACUCGGAAAAACGAAGAUUUGUCUCACACAUUACGGCGAAUAGAAAGCAAGUUGAAAUUUGUCACCCAGGAGAACAUGGAAAUGAGGCAGAGAGCCGGGAUCAUCCGGAGACCCAGCUCCCUCAACGACCUUGAUCAGAGUCAGGAUGAGAGGGAGGUGGACUUCCUGAAGCUUCAAAUUGUAGAGCAGCAGAGCCUCAUUGAUGAGCUCUCCAAGACCCUUGAAACGGCUGGCUAUGUGAAGAGCGUGUUAGAGCGUGAUAAGCUUUUACGGUAUCGGAAACAAAGAAAGAAAAUGGCGAAACUCCCCAAGCCAGUUGUCGUGGAGACUUUCUUUGGAUAUGAUGAAGAAGCUUCCUUGGAAUCCGAUGGUUCUUCCAUCUCUUAUCAAACUGACAGGACAGACCAGACCCCUUGCACACCAGACGAUGACUUGGAGGAGGGCAUGGCCAAGGAGGAGACGGAGCUGCGGUUCCGCCAGCUGACCAUGGAGUACCAGGCGCUGCAGCGAGCCUAUGCCCUGCUGCAGGAGCAGGUCGGAGGAACGCUGGAUGCAGAGCGAGAAGUUAAGACCCGUGAGCAGCUGCAAGCAGAGGUGCAGAGGGCACAGACGAGGGUGGAGGACCUGGAGAAGGCACUGGCGGAGCAGGGGCAGGAUAUGAAGUGGAUUGAAGAGAAGCAAGCGUUGUAUCGAAGAAAUCAAGAGCUUGUAGAGAAGAUAAAACAAAUGGAGGUGGAGGAGGCCCGACUGAAGCAUGAUGUCCAGGAUGCAAAGGACCAGAAUGAGCUGCUGGAGUUCAGGAUCCUGGAGCUGGAGGAGAGGGAGCGGAAGUCACCUGCCAUCAACUUCCACCACACGCCCUUCGUGGAUGGGAAGAGCCCCCUGCAGGUGUACUGCGAGGCUGAAGGCGUGACGGACAUCCUGGUGACAGAGCUCAUGAAGAAGCUGGAUAUCCUGGGGGAUAACGCCAAUCUGACGAAUGAAGAGCAAGUGGUUGUCAUUCAAGCCAGGACGGUCUUGACCUUGGCUGAGAAGUGGCUCCAGCGGAUUGAAGAGACUGAGUCAGCACUGCAACGGAAGAUGGUGGAUCUGGAGAGUGAGAAGGAGCUGUUCAGUAAACAGAAGGGCUACCUGGAUGAGGAGCUGGACUACAGGAAGCAGGCCCUGGACCAUGCCCACAAGCACAUCCUGGAGCUGGAAGCCAUGCUGUACGACGCCCUGCAGCAAGAAGCUGGGGCCAAAGUGGCAGAGCUGCUGUCCGAAGAGGAGCGUGAGAAGCUCAAGGUGGCUGUGGAGCAGUGGAAGCGCCAGGUCAUGAGCGAGCUGCGGGAGCGGGAUGCGCAGAUCCUGCGGGAGCGCAUGGAGCUGCUGCAGAUGGCACAGCAGAGAAUUAAAGAGUUAGAAGAAAGAAUAGAAGCUCAGAAGAGACAAAUUAAAGAACUGGAAGAAAAGUUUUUAUUUUUGUUCUUAUUUUUCUCCCUAGCUUUCAUUCUCUGGUCAUAGCUGGUCUUGGCACCCUGAGGAG